GUAAACAUUGCAUAUGGCGCUGGAAAUAUGAACGUCAAAGUUGACAGCUGAUUAAUUGCUUUUAAUGAGUUCCUUAACCACUGUACUUGACUGACUUCUACGGCCUCCGUCUAAAGUAUAUAGAAGAAAGGAGGAGAUACCAAUUUAGAAUUACUAAGUUUGACAAGACAUGAACAGGAGUAUGGAAGUGCUAUAGAACUUGUAAAGACUAAGUGAUAUUGAUUAGAACAGCCAAUGCCAUGUGUUAACCAAUCUGUAACUCCAACACGGCAUAGAAGGUCUGCAUGGCUGGAAGAAAUGAGUUAGUUUAUCAGUAUACAUAGUUAACACAACUAUAAAUAUCUGAUAUUGAUUUGUCAACAAUUACUCUAUCUUUUAGUGGCAUUGAACUUGGUAAUUUGGAUAAUUUACUGAUGCAUGAAGUGAGUAUGGAUUUAAUGAUUCGGUGAAGUUUUUUUAUAUAGAUUUUUACAAAACUGGAUUUAAAGAUGUGAAGGACAUGAAAUAUUAAGAUAUUGAAAAAUAUUGCUUUUAGAAUGAGUAUAUCAGAAGCACCAACUACAAUAUCUGGUGAUUUAAGAGCUCCUUUGGCAACAUUUGAUACAUUUGAUUUUGGAGAGGAAAGGAGCUCAUUCAAAACUUUAAAAGAUGAUUCAUUUGAGUUGAAAAGCGAAGUUGAAAGCACCAAUUCAGAAGCCAGUAUACCCUUUGAAUACUCAACAUUCACAGAGGAUAGUAAUGACCCCUUUAUGCAGGACGUAAACACAGAUUCUACCAAACAAGAGGAUGUUUGGUCUAAAGUAGAUAUAAAGACAUUUUCUAGUCCUCAACAUUCAAAAUUAAAUAAAAGGAAUAGUUUUGGAUACCACAAUUUAAAAGAGAAAAAGACAAGUAGUAGUUCAAAUUCUUCAGAUAGUUCUGAUUCUGAGAGUGGGUACAUACAAAGUGGUUAUGUCACUGUUUCUAAUAAGUUCUCAGGUUCUCAAUUUCCUAGCGACAUUUUUGAUUCACCUUUACCACAGAGGGCAUUUUUAAAACACAUUGGAGAUAAUAAUAGUUCUUGUGAAUCUACGCCAUUUUCUUCACCAAAUUUGUCUAGAUUUUCUCUUCCAUCACUAUUACAAGAACUUGAAACUGUUACUGAAAAGUCAAAACGAAAAGCAAUUGAAAAGAGGAUUCAAAGACUCCAGGUAACAAACAAACCGGUGGAAAGACCUCGGAGUACAACUCAUAUAAAUGUGGUCAAUUUUGAAGAAUACAAACCAGAAAUAUCUCCAUCUUUAAAUAGUGAAAAACUGUCAAUAAAAUUGCCACCUGAGGAAUUUCGAAAAAGACAUAAAAGCCCCCUGAAGCUUCAUGGUGAAAUUUUUACCUUUAUGAAUGAGGAUCAACUUUUCACAAGAACAAAAUCUUUAGUUGUUGAAACGGCAAGUAUACCUGGACAAUCUCCAAAACGUGUAUUGAUACCUCCAACUCUUAGCCCAUCUUGUUCACCAUGUGUUUCUCGUAGGAAAAAUGAAUUAACAGAAGCAUGUUCAAAACACUCUGAAAUACUUUUCUCAACAUCACCUGAUAAUUGGGUUGCAUUUCCUAAUGUGUCUUUAUCUAGACAAGAAAACAGUAUUUCAACAACAGCAAACUUCCAUACAGAUGGCAAUUAUUGUAAACAGGAUGAAAUUCCACCUCUAAACGAAGAAGUUCUUACCAUAAGCAUUGUAGAAAGAGAUAAUUCUAAGACUUGUGAUAUUUCAUUGGAAGCCAGUUCAGCAGGUGACAGUUUACAAUUAGAAAAGCAAAUCAAUAUUCCCAUGACAGGUCAAGGAGACAAUGAACAUUUACAUACAGAACAGUUUGACAAAAUGACAUUAGACAAUUCUGAAACAUCAGAUUUUCAUAAAGAAAUUAUUUCAAUUGUCAAUGAAAUAUUUGAUGCUGAAUCAAGUCUACCACAGGUAUUUCAGAAUGAGAGAAAAGAAGAUGAAGAAGUAGCAAAGGAGGGUGAAGUUUGUGCCAAAGAAGAGAAUAAUACUCAGAGUACUCAUUUGCUUAUUUCAUAACUCAUAAUCGGAACUUUAACUUAGCUAUGUCAUCAGAAUCAUUUGACGAAUCAUCUAAUUUGGUUGUUACCUCCCCUAAUGGAAAUGAUGAUGAAAAAAUCAGCAAACAUAAAGAAGAUAAAGGAAAGCUACGUGUCCGAGACAAAAGUCCUUCAAAGGGAUUUGGUUUUAUGAAAAAGAAGCGAUCAAAAUCACCAUUUAGUUCACCAUUCAAAUCAUCUAAGCCUCCUAAAUCACCAAAGUCACCUUCAAAAGAAAUAUUAACUGAAGAAUAUCAAGAUAUUGAAAAGAAAAUAAGUGAAAAGAAGUCAGAAGAAUGGAAAAUAUUCCAGCAAAUGCAAGACCGAAUAAAGCAGAAUCUCUUCCAGACUCAAAGUACACUUCAUAAACUCUCAGCUAGUUUUGAUGAUGAUAUUGAACAAGCUGAAAAAUCCAAAUUAAAUGUUGAUGAAACAAAUGAUAAUAUGUCUCUUAUUAAACGUGAAACUGGUGAAGACCUUGAUCUUACAGAAUACAAAAUGGCAGAUGAUAAUACAACAGAAGUUGAGUUAUUGAAUUUCUCUCAAGAAGUUUCAAAUCUCAAAGUAACACCAGAUAUUUCUCCAAGAGGUACACCUAAACCACCAGCAAACAGUUUGAGAGCAAGUAGUGAAAAUUUACUUGGAUUAGACAAAACUUCUGUUUCUGUUGACACUGGAUAUAUUGAUCUUCUUGGACUUUCUACAGAUGAACAAAAUACUACUGUGGAUAAUCAAGUGCCGCCAUCUUACAUGAAUGAAGAUCUACUCGGAUUAGAAGACUUUGGGACAGAUCAGUCUCAACAAGGAAGUAGCUUAUGUAGUAGUUUUGAUGGUUCAGAUAUGUUAUACAGUAGUAAUGUCCAAUCUCACAGUGAAAUGUCAUCUUGUCGAUCCACACCAUUGGGCUUUGAAUCAGCAUUCUGGGAAGGUCAGGACAAGGUGACACACAUUCCUUCUGAUUUUGUGAGUUCAAUGGUAGAUGAAUUUUUACAACUUGAUACAAUGAAGGGUACAGAUGUUUCUCUUGGCUCAUUUAGGAAAGAUAAACCUGCCUAUAUGCCUGAAUUGUUUGAUCCAUUGACCCCUCCCUCAAUUCCCAUAGCAACAACCAAUAUAACUUUCCCACCAUCUAAUAUUCAGACAAAUGUAGAUCCUUUUGCUUCUUUAUUGGAGGACAAAGACAUAGAAAAUAUAAAUAGUAAAGAUGACGCCGAGUUACAACCUGAUUCUUCAGCAUUUGCUACACGAGAAUAUGAUAAUUUAGGCUUCAGAAUGCUGUCUGUUGAUGUCCCUCCUGAACUGGAAUCUCAAGGGACUGAACUGAAAAAUCCUUUCUUGUGUGAUACAGGACAGGAAACGUCUCAACAACAAACAGCAGAUGUUUUUAGUGACAAUAACUUUUUCUCUGAUAUGCUCAGCACAUCUGAUAUACCUACAAAAGGAAAUAUCUGGGGUGAUAUUACAGAAAAUGUGGACAAUGCACAACUCGAGGGAAGUAUCAAUCCAUUUGAAGAGGAUUUCUUUGCUGCUGAUCAGAUAACUCAAUCAGAUGUUCCUAUACCAGGUAGAAAAAUGUCUUUAAAUAAUCCUUUUCUAAUGAUGGAUGGAUCAGAUUUUGAUCCUACAAGUGAUGAAUCUACAAUAAAUCCCUUUAUAGAUCUUGAAAAACCUGCUUCAGCUAAACAUAAAUUUCUAUCAGACUGUGACAAAUAUUUAUCUAAUUUUACUGAUUUGGAUUCAGUUGUUUCUGACACGACCAAAAUUUCAACGGAUUUAGAAAAUUUUGAUCCAUUUGGUACUGCUGUUGAUAAGCGUGACUCAGGAAUCAGUGAUAAGGUGGAAAAUGGAGAUGUAAAUGAUGUUGAUUUGAUUGUUGAUUCAACAAAUUUUGAUGAUGAUGAUGAUGAUGAUGAUGACAACGAAGAGGAUGAUGACACAUUUAGAUUGAAAAUAAAACCAAUCAUGAGUGAAUCAAAAAUAUUGAAUACAGUGACUGUACCUGCUCUUGUACCACCUCCUAGACCUAGUAGGUCACCUCAGCCACCUAGGGAAAAUCCAUUUGAUAGGGAAUCUCCCGCUGAAGAAAAUUUUGCAGAAUUCAAAGAUCUUCAUGAAGAAACAAAUGAACCAAAAGUAAUAGAUUCUUCUUUUAAAAGUAGUGAUAUAUCUACUGAUAUCAAUUCUCCAGAAGAAGAAAAUUUAGAACCACUUUCACCAUUUUAUGCAAAGGCUGAUCUAGAAAAAGAGGGAUGGCAUUUAAUGUUGAGGCAGCCAACAAAGAAAAAGUUGGCUUUAGCAGGAAAUCGCUUCUGGAAGGAAGUUUAUGUCAAAUUGGUUCAACAAAAAGAAGGUCCAACUCUUCAAAUAUUUCGUGAUGACAAAAGUGCAGAAAUUCUCCAAGAACUUAUACUGCAACCUUGCUAUUCAAUAUCAGAACCUACAUUGCAACAUUAUGACCAAUACGGCAAAAUACACACAGUAAAAAUACAAUAUAUCUUCUACAAAGAAAGAGUUGGGAUAAGGCCUGAUAGAAUUAAACCUUCAUUUGUCAAAAAACCAAAAGCUACUAUGAUACUUGACCAUGCACCACAAGUAUCAGAAAUGAUGAAAUUUGGUUCUUUAAAAAAGGAGGAGAUAAAUACAUUUGUUCGUCUCAUAGAAGACACAAUGAUGAACAUGGAUGCUCGCCGUGAAAAAACAUUGACUUAUGUGAAGGAUGAAGUAUCUGCUGAGGUUUGGGAUGAAUAUAAGACUGUUCUCGAUAAGCAGGGUAAAAUUUUAUCUCAGAAAGUAAGAUGUAGGAUAUUUUUCUUAGCUUUUGUCACUGGAAUGCCUGCAACAGAAUUAGGCAUCAAUGAUAAAAGAAAGGAUGGUAAUGAAGUUGUAGGUCGUCAUGACAUUCUACCUAUCAAAACUGAAGAAUGGAUCAGACCAGAAGAUCUUGAAUUUCAUUGUACAGUGAACAAAGAACUUUUUGAAAAAGAUGGAACAAUAAGAUUUCAUCCUUUAGAUGCAUGUCGGUUUGAAUUAAUGAGAUAUCGUGUCAGACUGCGAGAAAAUAAAGAGUUGCCCCUUCAGUUGACAAUAACGCAAGAAGUUAAAAAGAAAAAGUUUGAAAUUAGGUGUGACCUCCUUGUAACUGGAUAUCAUUCUUUCAGUAAGAAGCAUGGUCAGUUUCCAUGUGAAAAUAUUGAAGUCAGAUUUGCAAUACCAGAACAAUGGAUAUAUUUAUUUCGAUAUGAAAGACGGUUUGGGUAUGGCUCUUUAAAAUCAGCAUGGAGAAAACCCGGGAAAAUCAAAGGACUGGAAAGAUUGACAAUGAUAGCUCAAGGAUUAAUGACUCCAACUCUUAUGGAAACUGAUGUUGGUGUUGCAAAGUAUGAGAAUGUAUAUCAUGCUGUUGUUUGGAGGAUACCUAGACUUCCAGAAAAAAGUGAAGGUGCUUACAAAAAUCAUUUGUUCAAACUUUCCUUAGAGCUUAGUACUCAUGACGUUAUUCCAGAGACAUUUGAACAAACUGCUGAAGUUCGCUUUACUAUGCCAUCGUGUACAGCAUCACAAACUCAAAUUAGGUCAAUCUCAGUAGAAAAUCCAAAUCCCCCAGAUAAAUGGGUCAGAUAUGUUGCCAAAUAUGAAUACACUGCAGCAAUAAAUCACAUUGACUAUGUGAAUAAUGUAGUAAGUCCAACAGAGAGUGACAUGGAUUACAGUAUAUCGACAAAUCCUUCACAAUUACUGGUUGAAAAAGGAGAAACAGAAAUCCCUGAGAAGGACCAGUCAAGUAGUGAUGAUGAUGACUAAGUCAAGAGAAAUCAAGAAGGAAGUUGUUGUCAUGUUGUAUUAAGGUUCAAAGUGAAUCUCGUCUAGAAUUCACUAUGAAUAUAGAGGCAAUUACUAUUCAUUAUGAUAAAAUGCUAUAAUGUUAAGUUAGGAUGAGUUGAGAAUUGAUAUGAAAAUAUCAUUUAGCUUUCUACAUGAUUUUAAGAUAUCUAUUCUUUUCAGGAAAAGAUGACUGGAAAGUAGUCUUUGACUAUACUACCCUUUCAAUGUCUUGAGUGUUCCAAGGUUCCUCUGGUUCUGGACUCAGGGGCGGAUCCAGCCAUUUAUAAAAGGGGGGGGUUCCAACUAUAUGUCCCCAUUAAAAUGCAUUGAUCGUCAAAAAAAAAGGGGGAAACCCCCCCAGGAUCCGCCACUGGGACUUAAUAAUCAUUAAACAGACAAAAUGAUAUCAGAUUUAUAUAUGUGAUUUUAAUUCCACCAAAUAAGCAUUAUGUAAAGAAAAUGGUCUAAAUAUUACUCCAAUAGUGAGGUAAAACACAUGAUAAAGGACUUGUUGACAAGCAUGAUUCAAAAAUGCAUGUCUUUUGCAAGAAAUUUGAAGGUAGUUAAUCUGUUAUUCUGUUCCACAGUAAAUUAUAAAUUCUGCAAUUUCAUCAAUAAAAGUUUGUGCUUUAUUUUAUAAAAUGUUAGACAACAGGAUGCUCCAAAUUAGAUUUACUAGUAAAAUUAGAUUAUGUUUUAUUUCCUUUGCUGGUUCCAAUAGUUUCAGUGUGAAAUUAAUUCUCUGGUUAUCAGAUAGAUAUGUUUUAACAGGUAUUUUUUCAUGUAAAAUGUAUUAAAAUAUUGAAGCAAUACAACCGCUAGAAUAAUUAUAAUUCAUACUUUUAUUAUGCUAUACCAACUGCUGGAAAUUCUGUCCCAAAUUAUUCCACUAUAUUUUAUAUUUAUUAUUUUUACAAUCAGUUUCUUCUUGUUCCUCUUUUGGAAGCUUAGAAUGGUUGCAGAUUACACUUAUACACACUUAUACACCUAACAUUAAAAAAGAAUGGGACCAGCUCCAUUUAGUUCGCUUAAAUUGCAAAUAAGGAUUUAAGGCCAGUUUUACUUUUAUUUCAAAAUGAUAAUAUUUAGAUAGACAUUAAAAAUACAUGGAAAUCUUGUGUAGGACUUGGAGGUGCGAUGGGGACACUGAAGUGCGAUGGUCUGCGCAGAAGUGCGAUGGUCCGUUCGCUGAUGUGCGAUGGUCUAUAUGACGCCUGGUGUCUUGUUUAAAAUCUACAGAUGUGCAAUUAUUUAAUUGUUUUAUAGUUAGUAUAUAAAAUAUUCAUUAUUGUCUAUGUAUGUCCUUAGUUACAGUUGCAUAUUAAUGGAGAAAUCGUCCUCUUUGAUUUUCUGCAUGGGAACAUAAUUCUGCCUUAACAUUUUAUUUUUACCUGGUUCUUCUCAUGAGUUCCUCUUUUACAGUAAUAUUAUAAUACAGAGAGUCUGUUUACGAACCCGUGUGUAUUUAGAGAAUAAUGCAACGUUCUAAACUAGAACCUUUUGUAGAUUUCGAAAAAAAAGAUCCGCUACAGAAGUUAAUUCAACCAAUCACUCUCCGUUUCCUGUAGUUUAUAAGCCCCUUAUUAACUCAAAAACCCGAAAACUGCUUCUACAGUAACACAAUGUAACGUUGACCUAAAGCAAACAAACUGCCUUCUACAUAGACAUGAAAAGCAUUGAAAAUAUAGUUUAUUUAGUCCAUCGCACUUCGUCGUAGCUAUCAACAAGAUAGCGUCACAAUGCCACCAUCACACUUCAGCAUGACUAUCGCGGUUCCGAGUACCAUCGCGGUUUAGAGUCCUACAUAUUGUCAUGGUGAAGAUGUUUGUAGAAGACUACAAUGUAAACAAAGGCCAUCUUUUCCCUCAGAGCUAUAAGGUUCUUGAUUUAUCUUUAUGCUUAUUUAUAUUGUAUAAAAUAUAAAUACUUAAAGUAAAAAAUAAUUUAAUGAUCAAUUCUAAUUAUAUAUAUCCUGUCUUUCAAUACAUGUGUGUUGUGAAAUUGUGGAGAUUACAAUAAAUUCUGAAAUAAAUAUGUAUAGGUUUUUAAAACCUAGCAAAAUAUGAAUUAUUUUCAAUUCAGUAUAUAUUCAUAAUCAAUUAUAUAAUUUUUUUCAGUCCUAAGAAUUCUUCGCAUUUUCCAUGUAUUUAGUUGAUUAAAAAAGAGUAAAACUUUUGCCCAUAGUAUGCAGUUUGUGUAUACAUAGGAAAAAAAUCCAUUUUUCUCGCUAAGCUAUUUUGAAUUUUCCAAUUUUCUGUUUAAGAAAAUCCUUAUAUUCAAAAACUAUUCUUUCUGUUGAAGAAAAUCUUCAAACUUUUCAAACUAGUCAUACAAUUCAUGUUUCAAGUUAUUCAAAUGUAUAAUUAAGGAAACAUUGUUUCUUAAAAUCACUUUCAAUAGUUUACAUGUGAACUGUAUGCUGUAAGUGAAAAUUGAAUGCAUACUUUGCCGCCAGUGGAAUGUUUGAAAUGAAUCAUAUGAAAUUACAGGAUCUCCUAAAAUCUGCUUAUUUGCAUGUUAUAUUCAUUCAAAAAAUUUACUGGUUUGAACAGAUUUUCAUGGGUGGUUUGUCUGCAGGCCACUGUUAAAGUGAAUGACUUCAACAGUUCUUUUUAAUUAUUAAGAAUCCUUAUGCAACUGUCUAAAUAGUUUUGUAAAGUUUUGAAGUUGUCUGAGUGAGUUUUGAUUUGUAUAAGUUCUUUGUAUUUGGUGCUAUGAAUUGUUUAUUACAAGUGCAAUGUUCUUCAGUUAUAUUUAUUUAUUUAUUUAAUUGUAUAAGGGGAGAUAACUUCAUAGUUUUUGCACAACCAACAGAUUUUUUUAUUUAUCAUUUUUCCAGGCACAUGUAUCAAAAUUAUCACUCAUUUAAAACAUAUACGGAGUGCUGACUUUGGGUUUGCCAGGAAUUUAGGAUAAAAAUUGUCAUCAUUGUGAGGAGAUAUGCGGACAUAAGGUGUUUUUUUUUAGGGGGAUGGGAGUAUAUCAGGAUUUUAAAAGUAAAAAAAGGUAUCAUAAACAAGAGCUUUAUGGAGAAGUAAUAUCAAUCUAACUAGAUCUGACUUUUAUGUUUUUGUUGGUGAGAUAUAGAAUAUUGUAUUCUAUCUAUUCAGUGCCCCUAGUAUUUAUAAAGUACCUAAGAGAGUUAUUAAAAACUUUAUUUGACCCUGGAAUUUAUUUUCCAGUUUUCCAGUAUGUACUAAUGAUAUAUAAUGGUAAUUGGACUAACAUAUCAGUUGUAGCACAUUAAAGUGAUAGUCAAUCAUAUGGGUGUUUAUAAGUUGUUACAGGGGCACUUUUACAUGUUUUUAUAAUCAUUUAUUAUUGCCAGUGUGUAUAGAUGCUGUGAUAUUUGUUGUUUUUGUUUUCAAUACUUUUAUUAUGUUUUGUAUGUUUUCUACUUUUCUGUGUAAUCGUUUUAUACUACAUCUUGCUGAUAAGCUAGCUAGCAUUUGAAAAAUAAUUUACAUUAGCCAAAGUACUAAAGUUAAUCAUUACCAAAUCAAUGAACAUUUGCAUUUCAUAGAAAAGUAUUAUAAACUGUAUAAACUAGUCAUGUACAACAUUUUUAGACUCCUUCAGAUUUAGAUUUUGAUAUGUUGUAUAGAUGCAUGUCUAUUAGUGAAGAAUAUAUGUUAACCACUAGAUUUGGUUAUUUGUGUCAUAGUGUUGCUAUAUCAUUGACAUAUUCCUCACAUAUCCUUUUGUUUAUUAUUAAAUGUACUCAUACAAGAUAAGUAUCAUUUUUUUCAGACUGAAAUGAUCAAAUCUAGAAUUUAUACUAUUUAAUUUUUCAACUUGUUAUUAAUGAUCCCUUUUCAAAGAGCUGUUCCCCAGGUUAUUUUAUAUGGAGAGAGCUUGGUAUUUUUCCAACACCCUCUUUGGAUGUAAUUUCCCCAAUCAAACAGGAAAUGACUGACAAUCUAUUGUAUGUAUACAAGGUACAGCCAAACAUAGACUCCAUCAGCUAGAGUUGUUGUUAGGGUUAUUUAUAUGCAGAGAGCUAGGCAUACUCUGGCAUGUGUCUUGAGUUAUUAUCCCCAAUCAGACUGUGUAUUUCUGUAUCCUUGGCAAAAGUUACAGGAAGCCUUUGCCAACAUGCUGUGAAUGUUUGACAUAUUGUCAAUAUGGAAUAUUAGACCUUAACACCAGCCUAUAUUAAUCCUGUACCGACCAAUAGACAAUAAUGAAAGUAACAUACUUGGACAGGAGAGUAUCAAACUCUAAAAAUAGAUUUGUAAUAAAAAUCACAUACACAACAGGACUUCAAAAGAUUUGUUGCUUAAUAUAUAUGGAAGUCUAUUAAUUAGAUAUAAGAAGAUGUGGUAUGAGUGCCAAUGAGACAACUCUCCAUCCAAGUCAAAAUUUAUAAAAGUAAACCAUUAUAGGUCACAGUACGGUCUUCAACACAGAGCCUUGGCUCACACCGAACAGUAAGCUAUAAAGGGCCCCAAAAAUUACUAGUGUAAAACCAUUCAAACGGGAAAACCAACGGUCUAAUCUAUAUAAAAAACUAGAAACGAGAAACACUUAUGAACCACAUCAACAAACAACAACUACUGAACAUCAGAUUCCUGACUUAGGACAGGUGCAAACAAAUGCAGUGGGUUUAAACGUUUUAAUGGUACCAAACCUUCACCCUUUUUCUGAAACAAUAGUGUAACAUCACAACAUAGAAAGACACACUAUAAAAUAUCAACUGAAAUAGCUUAACUCAAUCAAUGGACAUAUUAACACCAUUGAACAUACACUGAACAAAUUAAUUUGACCUAUGAUACAAUGUAAAUACAAAAUAAAUAAACUAAGGGAAGAAUAAUAAAAGUAACAUGUUAUAUCGGUAUGAAAUGUUACACAACUAAAGAAAAACAAUAUGCUCGAACAAAAAUAUCAGCCAUUUGCAAUAACUUUAAACACAGGUAAAUGAAAAUAAUUUUGUUGUUAGGUAUACGUGUACAGUUCCAAUAGAGAAAGGAAAUAUUUUACAAUUAUUAACUCUAUUUACAAUGAAACUAGAAUCAUCUUUGUUAUAGUGUAACCCUUAGAUCAUCUUUGUCCUGCCAUUUUAUUUUGUAGAAGAGGCCACACUAAAAACAAACAUUAUUGCACUAUUUUCUUUUCUAAAGUUUGCAUUUGCCUCUGGGUAUAAUUUCUGCUGUAGCCAAGAGUUGCAAAAGAAAUAAUAGGUAUUUUGGAUAUAUUACCAAAGCAAAAGUGUUUACUCACACAGACUGUUUUCACAAUCUUUAUUUGAUUCUGUAAAUAAUAACAGUAAAUAAUGUUUAAUACUAAAGUUUUGUUUUUUUAUUAUAUUUUUUUAGGUUUCCACCAAAGCUAAACCAAGAAAAAACAUUGUUAGUCUCCAAAGAUAUAAUCAAAAGUGGAAAAAAACAAUGCUUGAAAACUAUUUUGAAAUGUCUGUUCUUAAGAAAAUUGUACUUAAAGCUGUUUAUAAUAAUUAUUAAGGUUGUAUGGAAAAUUUUCUUCUGGUUUAUCUUAUGCAUUGCUUAAUACAUUGAGUAAAUUACCUACUACAUAAAAGGUUGGCAGAUACUUAACAAUAAUAAUGUUAUUUCUUGUUAGUAAAUGUAAACUGGAUUUGAAAGAUUUUAUAUCAAUCCUGUAGUGCUUAUAUGGAACCAUGUAAUAUUCAUAUAAUAAUAUCAAUCAUAUUUAUACAUAUAUAUAUAUGUAAUUAUUUAUAAUUUAUACAUUUGUGAAACAUUUUCAUAUUUGUCAAUUACAGGACAAGAUGUUUUAUUGAACUGACAAUACUCAUAUCUUAUAUAAUCAUCAUCAGAUCUGUUUUAUUACGAAUAUCUAGUCCCUUCAUUUUUUAUUACAAGGAUAGUUACUGCAAUUACUGGAUGUUAGGAGUUUUGAAUUAAGUUGAAAAUAAAAAAUAUAACUUGAA
Messenger RNA from Mytilus californianus (California mussel), 11807 nucleotides. Its product is annotated as protein stoned-B-like. The coding region runs from base 2084 to 5878 and encodes 1264 amino acids. Gene Ontology annotation, cellular component: synaptic vesicle; AP-2 adaptor complex. The record is from RefSeq and is a predicted model, not a curated record. Gene Ontology annotation, biological process: regulation of endocytosis; synaptic vesicle endocytosis; clathrin-dependent endocytosis. Gene Ontology annotation, molecular function: clathrin-cargo adaptor activity. NCBI's taxonomy places the organism in Eukaryota, Metazoa, Mollusca, Bivalvia, Mytilida, Mytilidae. The transcript has 5 exons.